Molecule: messenger RNA, 564 nt
Organism: Ictidomys tridecemlineatus (thirteen-lined ground squirrel)
Lineage: Eukaryota; Metazoa; Chordata; Mammalia; Rodentia; Sciuridae
Gene: Cxcl14
Product: C-X-C motif chemokine ligand 14
Biological process (GO): immune response
Cellular component (GO): extracellular region
Molecular function (GO): chemokine activity
Source: RefSeq, a predicted model, not a curated record
AUCCCAGAGCUGAGCGCAAAGCGCAGCGACAGACUGCCCGGGCACCCACUGACGGGCGCAGCUGGAGCAAGCCAAGCCGGGAGGAGUGCUCUGAGGCGAGAGAGCCGAGCCGGGCGGCCUCCCCAGGCCGCCACUUCAACCGGCCGGCGCCGUCCCCGCGUCCCUGCUCCCGCGCCCCUCCGGCCAGCAUGAGGCUCCUGACCGCCGCGCUGCUCCUGCUGCUCCUGGCGCUCUGCGUUGCGCGCGUGGACGGGUCCAAAUGCAAAUGCUCCCGGAAAGGGCCCAAGAUCCGCUACAGCGACGUAAAGAAGCUGGAAAUGAAGCCAAAGUACCCGCACUGCGAGGAGAAGAUGGUUAUCAUCACCACCAAGAGUGUUUCCAGGUACCGGGGCCAGGAGCACUGCCUGCACCCCAAGCUGCAGAGCACCAAGCGCUUCAUCAAGUGGUACAAUGCCUGGAACGAGAAGCGCAGGGUCUACGAAGAAUAGGGUGACGACGGAUCUUGGGUAGAAACACUUCCAGACCAGUUGGGAGACUUCAGCAAAGGACUUUACAGAUUAAAAU